AUGGCAGUCACGUCCACACUUUACACUCCCUUGGUGGAAACCCAUUUCUACUCCACAGGUGGCUACCAGCUCUCCACUGUGUAUACCUUGCAGCCACAAACGACACCCUUCACACCGAGAGAUAGUACCUGUUCCAUACUACCUCGAGCUAUCCGGUGCGUAGAGGCCAAAAGUGAAGAUAUCACAUCGGGCUUCACUUGUUACGGUCUACAAUUUGUGGGAGAGACAACGACAUCGGUACCAACACAAUGCUUUCCGGAGAGUUACAUAAACAUCUGGAGACCUUUCGACGAGUUCAGUGAUAUCCCGAGUUUGGCUUACCCAGGCACUGCGUGCAUUAGCGGGUGGACAACUGCGUGUUCCACGGAUGUCACGGAGACAAGUGGAAAAACGCAUGCACAAACUUGGUGCUGCCCCUCUGGCUGGGGCUGUCUCAGUGCUUCGAAUGGUGGUAUCCCUCACCGGGAAUGUACAAGCCUCCUGAGUACUCCGACUGAAGUGUGGAUCAACAACGUUGUAACUACGAGAGAAAGUGAAAGCACCAUUACGACAUCUUGGACGAAAGUCUUUCUCUCAAACCUGCCUAGAGGGGGCCCAAUCAUUAUCAAUCAUCCUGUUUUUCCACUUUACGGCAAAGUUCCGCCUCGUCAGGUUGAAGGUGCCAGAGAGACCUCGUUAUCUGGAGGGGCAAUUGCUGGUAUUGUAGUUGGAAUCGUGGUUAUACUCAUGGCUCUCAUUGGUUGUAGCUGGUUUAUAUGUCUUAAGAAGAGAAAGCAAGAACGGGGAACCCGGCUGCUACAAAGAGACACUGCCGUUGGGAGGGGAGAGCACUCUUUUGUGAGAGAAAACCAUGACUCGAAAACGAAGUCACCAAAUCAUGAUCGAGACGCUCAAGAGAUGUGUACGUUAAGGCCAUCUGCUGUAGAGCUCCCGUCCCAUAGCCGAGCUGCCGAGGUCGAGGGAGAUAGUCGCCCAGUUGAACUGGAAUCUUAG
Molecule: messenger RNA, 993 nt
Organism: Colletotrichum abscissum
Lineage: Eukaryota; Fungi; Ascomycota; Sordariomycetes; Glomerellales; Glomerellaceae
Exons: 2
Coding region: 1-993 (330 amino acids)
Source: RefSeq, a predicted model, not a curated record